This is a messenger RNA of Rhodamnia argentea, 3238 nucleotides long. RefSeq names its product pentatricopeptide repeat-containing protein At3g24000, mitochondrial-like. NCBI's taxonomy places the organism in Eukaryota, Viridiplantae, Streptophyta, Magnoliopsida, Myrtales, Myrtaceae. Gene Ontology annotation, biological process: RNA modification. The transcript has a single exon. The record is from RefSeq and is a predicted model, not a curated record. The coding region runs from base 96 to 2108 and encodes 670 amino acids. Gene Ontology annotation, molecular function: RNA binding; protein binding; zinc ion binding.
UAUAAUUCUUGUAGCCUGCGCAAUCAAACAGAAACUGGGCAAGACAUAAAGCCGAGCCGACGCCAUAUCGGGUUGAUACGGUCGCAUCCAAUUCCAUGUUCCCUCGGUGCGUUCUUUGCCUUCUCGUGAUGAAGAUGCAAACUUGGUGUCGCAAAACUGUUUCCUUCGCUUGUAACAAGUACGUGAUUGCUGGAUCAGUCGUCUCAAGGCCCGUUACCUCCUCCGCGACUCAUGCAGCCGUCUCGGACCCAGAUGCGUCAGAACCUGAGAGCUCGAAUGAACCUUGUGUCAUACAAUCCAAGGACCUUCUUCGCAGAAGCUCAGGUCCUGGGACUGGGCUUCACGUCCUCGACUUAUUCGAUCGCGGUAUGUUGCAGCCUGAUCGAGCUCUUUACAACAGCAUGCUCAGGAGAUGUACCCAGUUGAAGAAGCUCAAAGAGGGGAAGUUGGUCAGUGCCCACGUUCUCAAGUCGAUAUUCAAGCAUGAUAGGCUGCUCCAUAAUACAAUCCUCAAUAUGUAUGCCAAGUGCGGCCUCAUGGAUGAAGCUCGGCAGUUGUUCGAUGAAAUGCCCGUGAGGGAUGUGGUUACUUGGACUACUAUGAUAACUGGGUAUUCCCAGAACAACCAGUCUGAUGGGGCGGUUGCUUUGUUUCCGCAGAUGCUUUGGAUGGGUUUGCAGCCAAAUGAGUUUACAUUGUCAAGCCUUCUCAAGGCUCUUGGGUUCUGGCCUAGCGAUGAGUGCGGUAGGCAGCUUCAUGCCUAUUGUUUGAAAUAUGGAUAUUGCUCGAAUCUUUAUGUUGGUAGUGCUUUGGUUGACAUGUAUGUUAGGCAUGACCGGAUUGACAAAGCCCAGUCAAUUUUCUGUCUGCUAGUGAACAAGAAUGAGGUAUCGUGGAAUGCUUUGAUUGCUGGAUAUGCUAGGAAAGGCGAGGGCGAGCGCGCUCUUUUUAUGCUCCAGGAGAUGCUGAGGGCUGGUUUCGAACCCACUCAUUUCACGUACUCCAGUGCGUUUGGUGCCUUAUCGGCUACCGGAUCUUUGGAGCAGGGAAAAUGGGUUCAUGCACAUAUGAUCAAAUCAGGGGGUCAGCUUAUUGAAUUUGUGGGAAAUGCUCUCCUCGACAUGUAUGCGAAGUCCGGUAGCAUUGAGGAUGCUGAAAAAGUUUUUUAUAGGUUGUUGAGACAGGAUUUAGUUUCUUGGAAUUCACUGCUCACUGGAUAUGCUAAACAUGGGCGUGGGAGGGAAUGUGUGAGCAAAUUUGAAGAAAUGCGGAGGAUAGGAAUUCAACCGAAUAACAUAACCUUCCUCUGUGUUCUGAAUGCUUGUAGUCAUGCUGGACUUUUGGACGAAGGGCAGUACUAUUUCCAUUUGAUGAAGAAAUAUAAUGUGGAGGCACGCAUUGUGCAUCAUGUGACGAUAGUUGAUCUUCUGGGUCGAGCGGGUCUUUUGGAUCGAGCGAAAAAGUUCAUAGAGGAGAUGCCUAUUGAACCUACUGCGGAAAUUUGGGGGGCAUUGCUUGGUGCUUGUAGGAUGCAUAAAGACAUGAAGUUGGGUGCAUAUGCGGCGGAGCGGGUUUUCGAGCUCAAUCCCAAUGAUUCGGGGCCCCUCGUGUUGUUGUCUAACAUAUAUGCCUCAGCGGGUAGAUGGGGCGAUGUGGUUAAAGUGAGAAGGAUGAUGCAGAAGAGUGGGGUGAAAAAGGAGCCCGCAUGUAGUUGGGUGGAUAUUGAGAACAAGGUCCAUAUGUUUGUGGCUAAUGAUGAUUCUCAUCCACAUGGAAAAGAAAUCCGAAAGAUGUGGGAAGAAGUCAGUGCAAAGAUCAAGGAGAUGGGUUAUGUUCCAGACACUAGCCAUGUGCUUUUCUUUGCGGACGAACAAGAGAGGGAAUCGAGAUUGCAACACCAUAGUGAGAAGCUUGCUCUGGCAUUUGCAAUUCUAAGUACACCCCCUGGAUCUACCAUCCGGAUCAAGAAGAACAUCAGAGUUUGUGGUGAUUGUCACUCAGCAUUUAAGUUGGCAUCUAAGGUGUUGGAUAGAGAAAUCAUCCUUAGAGAUACCAAUAGAUUUCAUCAUUUCCAUGAUGGCUCCUGUUCUUGUGGGGACUAUUGGUAAUGCAAGCUAGAAUGCAUAACCCUAUAAGGUUGACUGGUUAUUAGUGAUUCUAUUGCUUACUUACCUGCUGCUUUCAUCGGCCAUAAAUUCGAAUCAAUGGCUUCGCCUGCUUGGCGCGCCCCCAAGCAGGUGUUUUGCCCUGCAAUAGUUGUAAUGAAGGGUCUGGGGAGUUGGUGGAAUAAGAGAGCCCCCUUAGGCAGCUCCAAAAAAGAAGGUCGGCAUGUGGAAAUGUUGGAUUUUUUAAGGACCAAGGCUAUGGUGAAUCUUGGAAAGCCAGAGAGUAGAGUUUUUGCGAUUGUGGUAAUCAAUCAGCCCACCAACUAUUUAUUGAGCUUUGUGAUAUGGCAGCAAAGAAAAGGAUUAUCAGCCUGGUUGCAUGGUAUGUUGAUUGUCAUCUUGGAUCAAGCGAUAGUCCAUUUUGCAUCAAUAUCUAAGGGAUUCUUUGGUUUGGGCCGAUGAAGCUUCAACAGGAAACACACAAGGUUAGGAUGGUAUCCCGAUUGAUGGUUUGCAUGCUCAUUGCAGAUACAAAAGUUAUAGCUUGUGCAUGCUCAUACCGAACUUAGAUUUUAUACGUCUGGAUUGACUUGAAUCUCAGUUGAGAGCCUAUUCUUUUGUUAAUUUUUGUUCACUCAGACAAGGCGAUCAAGUGGUGAAGCUUGAUAUGAAGCAGAAGACGAUUCUCAUGCUAGAAAAGCAUGGUCUUUUCUAUCAAAGGCAUGAAUCAAUCCAAAGGAAAUCAUAAGUGAAGAUUGGGUUGAAAGCGGAUAACAAGGAAGCAAGGAGCAACCUUCUGAGGUUGGCCAGACGUAUGCCCAUUUAGUUGCCAUUAGAAUUAGCAACUCUUUUUUGUUAAUUGCCCAUGUCAAAUGGACAGCUUUCCCAUGUCAAUGGACAGUGUUCACGCAUAUCACAGAGUAGGCAUUCAAAUGUCGAAUUUGACGGAACUGAGGCCUCGCAAGCUGCAUGUUGUUUCAAGGUUCAAGGUUGAACGGUACUGAAUCUCCCUAGGUCAAAUUUAGGUGCCCGAUAGGAAAUGUGUCUUCUGCAUCAUGUGAGACAGUGGGUGAUGUAUCUUGUAUCUCGUUCAGUUUCAAUUUUGAUCCGCUUCAUUGUUCAGCAGUGUAAAA